UGGCCCGAUCAAUAUUUAGGGCCGGGUUAGGGUUAACCAAAACCCGUCCCAACCCGUCCCUUGUACACCCGUAAGUCAAACCAAUGAAAUCACUCAAAUGAAAUCAGAGCAUCACAGUAUAAAUUUCAAAUUUCAAAAUUGCGCCUUACGAUCACAACGACAAUGGACUCUACCGCUUCCCCUCUCUGCCCCAGCACCGUGACCAUUCGCCGGAACCCUCCCCGGAGAGCUCGAGCCACUCCCAAAGCCCCAGACCCUCGUGAAAUCCGCCCAUUUCCUCACGAUGACAUUCAAUCCGCCGCACAAACACCGUCAAAGUCGCCGCCGGAGAUCGAAAACCUCAAAGUCUUCCUCAGAAUCCGACCCAUUCUAUCACCCAAUCAAGCUCCGCGAGCGAAAACUAAAACCGCAUGGCCUCAGAACCCGAUCAAAAGGAACGUUGCCGCGAAGAAGAAGAGCUCCGCCGUGUGCUUAUCGGUUAACGAUCCUCAGUCGGUGACGCUAUCAACUCCCUCGAGCCUGCAGGAAUCGAAGCGGAUCAAAUCAGAGACUUACGGUGGCUUCUCUCACGUUUUCUCUUCCGAUUCAUCGCAGUGUGAUGUGUAUGAAACAAUGGUGAGACCCAUGGUGGAUGAGUUUCUUAAGGGUAGGAGUGGAAUGCUGGCUGCAUUGGGGCCUAGCGGGUCAGGGAAGACUCAUACCGUGUUUGGAAGCCCAAGGGAUCCUGGAAUGGUACCUCUAACCCUUCGCCAUAUCUUCAAGGAGACUGAGCAAAAUAGCAAACAAGCUUCCAGAUCAUAUUACAUAUCAAUUUUUGAGAUAUAUACUGAACGGGGUAAAGCAGAGAAGCUGCUUGAUUUAUUACCGAAUGGCAGUGAACUAAGCAUGCAGCAAUCCACUGUAAAAGGCAUGCAAGAGGUUCUCAUCUCUAAUGUUGAACAGGCAGAUUCCCUAAUAACACAAGCAAUGUUGAAACGGGUAACUGCAAUGACAAACACCAACAGUCAGUCCAGCCGGUCACAGUGCAUCAUUAGCAUUCGUGAUGUUCCCCAAAAAUGUAAAGGAGUUGUCAAUCCUAAGUCAAAUGGUGCUGUUUUGACCAUCAUUGACCUUGCUGGAGCUGAAAGAGAAAAAAGAACAGGGAAUCAGGGGACAAGAUUGGUUGAAAGCAAUUUUAUUAACAACACAUUAAUGGUGUUUGGCUUAUGCUUAAGAUCUUUAUUGGAGCACCAGAAAAAUCCAAAAAAGCCAUUGCAGAAGCACUUCCAAAACUCUAUGUUAACUAGGUAUCUACGAGAUUAUUUGGAGGGCAAGAAGCGCAUGACAUUGAUUUUAACAGCGAAGUCAGGAGAGGAUGAUUAUCUUGAUACAUCUUACCUACUGAGACAAGCUUCACCUUACAUGCAAAUUAAGUAUAAUGAAGUUGAACCACCAAAUUUGGUUCCCAAUAAAAGACAUUACCAAGCUUCCAUAAUGGAUAACGUGAAGCUAUCACCUUCUCUACAACAUAAGAGAGUUAGACUUGUUGGUAAACAUUCAGUGCAGAAUGAUGAAAAGGAUGUUGAAGAAUGCAACACUUCUAAGGAAGAUGCUUCAACAGUUUGCAAAUUAGAUGCAAGUAGUACUGUCGCUUUCGAGUUAGAGAGUGACCACGCCCAAAGCGAGAGAAGUCAUAUUAUUAUGCAAAAUUUUGCAAGAGUUAUAUGGAAUUGUUUGAAGCAAUAUAAUUCCAAACUAAAGGUUGCGGAAUUGGAAAUUCAAAGUCUCAAAGAAAGCAUCGGGGAUGAAAAGAAAAAAAGCCUUGAGCUAGAAACGCAGUUGAAUGAGUUUAAAGCCUGCUGUACUUGUUCCAAAGGAGGAAUCGAAAAAACUGAUACUGAAGAUUCUUCAUCAGUGGCUACUCCUCAGCUACAUAAUUUGGACCGAGAGGAAAUGUUGCACUCAAAGUCAUCAUAUGAGAAUAUACUUAACCAAUCAGAUGAAGAACUUACGCUUGGCACUUCCGGUACAGAAGUUGAAGUUGAUUUUGAAAAAUCAAAUAGGGAACUCUCAGUCUCCCGGUCAAAGCUAGGACAUCAUAAGGCUUUGGAGGUUGAUUCAGUUAGCGAGAUAUCUAGUGAAACUUCUCAUUUGGAGACGUCGUUUGAGCCUAGACUUGAUCAGCCAGAUAAAGAGUCUGUGCUUGGUACUUCCUGUCCAGUGUUAGAUUCUGAAAAAUCAGAUAGGGAAGUCUCAAUCUCCUCAUCAGAGCCAGGGCAUCUUGAAGCUUUGGAGGUUGAUAUUGUGAGCAACAAACCAAGUGAAACAUUGCACUCAAAGUCAUCAUAUGAGAAUAUACUUGACCAAUCAGAUGAAGAACUUACGCUUGGCACUUCCGGUACAGAAGUUGAAGUUGAUUUUGAAAAAUCAAAUAGGGAACUCUCAGUCUCCCUAUCAAAGCUAGGACAUCAUAAGGCUUUGGAGGUUGAUUCAGUUAGCGAGAUAUCUAGUGAAACUUCUCAUUUGGAGACGUCAUCUGAGCCUAGACUUGAUCAGCCAGAUAAAGAGUCUGUGCUUGGUACUUCCUGUCCAGUGUUAGAUUCUGAAAAAUCAAAUAGGGAAGUCUCAAUCUCCUCAUCAGAGCCAGGGCAUCUUGAAGCUUUGGAGGUUGAUAUUGUGAGCAACAAACCAUGUUUGGAUGAUCCAAGUGGUGCGAAGGCAGGAGUCAAUAACUCCAAGCCUCCUAGGCCAAAAAGGACACUUGUGCCUUCCUCAUCCAUCUUAUCAAGGGACUUGAGUACCUUUGAUCUUUGUGCUGAACCAGAGAAAUCAAAGGGGAAUAGGAGCACAAGGAAGGUAGCUACUGCACAUGAUCCUAAAAGAUCAAACGGGAGUCUCUCUCUGCUCCACUUGCUGCAAGGGGGAAAAAGUAAAAAUCGUCUCUAAUUAAGCCACUGAACACAAAAAUUUAUGAUUGGGAACAAUGGACCAUUUGGACUUGUUUUGGGUAGCUGGUGGUGCUGACUUGCUUUUUUGGAAUGCAUCUUCUACCUUAUAGAAUAGCCGAAAGCUGGUUAUUUUUUUGUUGGCUAUUGUUAUUUGUUAACAAGCUAAUUGUUUGUUACUAAUUCAGUAAUUUUUUGGUUGCAUAGCAGAAAGUGUAUCCACUCUAUAUGUACAUAUACCUCCUAGAUAAAUGAAAUCUUCCAUUUAGUUC
This is a messenger RNA of Lotus japonicus, 3196 nucleotides long. Its product is annotated as kinesin-like protein KIN-6. The coding region runs from base 163 to 2925 and encodes 920 amino acids. Gene Ontology annotation, cellular component: microtubule; kinesin complex. Gene Ontology annotation, biological process: microtubule-based movement. Gene Ontology annotation, molecular function: ATP hydrolysis activity; microtubule binding; ATP binding. The record is from RefSeq and is a predicted model, not a curated record. The transcript has 24 exons. Lineage: Eukaryota; Viridiplantae; Streptophyta; Magnoliopsida; Fabales; Fabaceae.